GGUUUUAAACAGAUCCCUUCUGUCAAAGUUUUAAUUUUUAUUUUUGACAUAAACACAUGAGUAAACUAUUUAAAUUUUAGCGCACAUUAAGUCAAUUUACCUUUGGAAUGUUUAAAUUUUUUAGAUUGUCUCCCUUUAAUCAAAUAGGAAGUAUUAAAAACGAAAGUAAUUGGUUUAAAACAUUAAAUCAAAUCGACACGUAUGGCUGACAGUAAAUUCUGUGCUGGUUGUCAGCGUGGUGAUGAAGAAAUUGAUGCCGUAUCUUGGUGCAGUGAUUGCAGUGAACUUGUAUGUAAGGUUUGCGCCAGAGUUCAUGAAAGGAUAUCCCCGCCUCACAAGGUAGUACCAAUUAAAGAGAUACAAACACUCAGUUCUUCGCUUCUUAAAUUGUCCAAGAACUGCGAGAAUCACCCCAAACAAAAGAUUGUACUGUACUGCUGUCAACAUGACAAAAUGAUCUGCGAUUCAUGUUUACCGAUAUCACAUCAGAAUUGCAAGUCUAUCACUUCAAUUGAAAAUGCAGCUAAAGGCGUGAAAGAUGGCACCGCUAUUUCUGACCUAGAGAGAAGAAUGUUAAACCUAAGUCAAGUUAAUGCGAACAUACUGACUCAAACUGCAACAACACUUGACGAAUUGGAAAAAGGUCGAAAUAAAAUCAAGAAAAGAGUGUCAGAAAUCAAACAGAAAGUUAUUGCUCACUUAGAUAAGUUAGAAGCAGAUAUACAUGAAGACAUUGAUGAUAAGUAUAAGCACUGUAACGAGACAGUGUCCCGAAAUAAAAACAGCAUCAAAUCUAGCUCGGGAUCGCUGUCUACAUGGAAAAGAGAUCUUGAAUCACUGAAGCAAUACACAUCUGAAAUCCACUUAUUUCAGGUAGUAAAAUUUCUAGAUGCAAAAACCCACCAGAAAGAAUUAGAAAUCAGAGAAAUUCAAACAGGAAGUGUCCCUGUACUAACAUAUCAUCCUUCAGAGUCAGAGUCGAACAUAAAGAAACUAAUCCCAGACUUGGGUACAAUAACGGUAGAUAAUGUCCAAGUACCAACGCCUGUUCUAAAUAUUGAUCAACAAUGUCAGUUUCUGGUCAGAGACAAGAGAAAAUUGUCUUUGACACAUUCUUUCCAGACCACGAAAUUAGGUGAUGGAGUGAGUAUUUUUAGAGGUUGUUUUAUUCCUGGUGAUAAGUUACUCCUUGGUCAUAACAGAGAUAAUGAACUUUAUGUUUCUAAACUUGAUGGAUCCAAACCCAAGGUAAUUAAUUUGGAUUAUUCACCACAUCGUAUUACCUUGUAUGACAACAACCAUGCUUUAGUAUCUGUAGGUUAUAAAGGUAUCCAGAUCAUUGACCUUACAACAUUAAAGCCUGGUAGGAUAAUUAAAGUUGGAGAAUAUUGUAAAGGAAUAACCAGUGUAAAGGAUAAGAUCUGGGUAAGAAAUCAAUUCAACACUCUAACCAUAGUGGAUAUUAAUGGUAAAGUUCUUAAUACAAUACAUACAACAUUUAAUACUUUUGAAAUAUCUGCCAAUCAAGAUGGUGAUGUCUAUUGUACUGACCGUUAUAGUGAUACAGUCUACGUCGUAACAUCGGAUGGCAAAGAACGUGAGAUAUACAGCAGUCCUGACCUGAAAGAUGCUGGGGAUGUGGCUGUAGAUGACCGUGGUGAUGUGUAUGUAGCAGGAAAAGGAUCAAACAAUAUACAUAGAAUAUCUAAUGAUGGACAGAAACAUGAUAUUGUCCUGUCAGCAGACGAUGGUAUCAAACAACCGACCGGUUUAUCUUACAACUGUGAAACAAGAGAACUAUUUGUCAUAAACAACCAAUGGAAAGCUAUCAAUAUUUACAAAACACAAUGAACACUGACUAAGGAACAUUGACUGUAAGCCUGACUUAUACUGACUAGAAUGCAGUAACAAGAACCCAAGACAAUGGUCAUUUCUAUAUGAACAGAUUUUACUGCUGAUUUUGCCAAAAGAUCUAUUGAAAAAGUAAAAACUUCAUUCCAUACUAUUAUUAUGACGCAUUUCAAAAUAAUCAAUAAAUUGUUUUGUAUUGUACUGAAAAACUUAAUUCAGUUAGUACUUUCUUUUUGCAUACAAUAAGUGAGAAUCAAAUACAGUUAUCGUCCAAUUUAUGUUUUGAAUACUCUCCUAUGUUUUAAUAUAGGUGUGGAUGAACACAUUUAUAUGAGUUCUUGAAAAAUAAAAAGUGAAAUAUCA
Molecule: messenger RNA, 2214 nt
Organism: Mytilus californianus (California mussel)
Lineage: Eukaryota; Metazoa; Mollusca; Bivalvia; Mytilida; Mytilidae
Exons: 3
Coding region: 202-1851 (549 amino acids)
Molecular function (GO): zinc ion binding
Source: RefSeq, a predicted model, not a curated record